AUGCAGGAAGCUCUGCUAAAAUUAGGGUUCUAUUCAGAGUGGCUUGAAGCUGGGAAGUUGCAGAGAGUAGUGUUGGUGAUAAUGAGCAAAGCUACUGGUGAAGUCUUGGAGAGGUGGAACUUCCGUAUUGAGACUGAUUCUAAAGUUGUUGAGAAAGGUGUAUCGAGGGAGAAGAGUGAUAAGGACAUCAUGAGGGAGAUCCAAGCUAUUAUGAGACAGGUGGCUUCCUCCAUUACUUACUAA
This is a messenger RNA of Eruca vesicaria subsp. sativa (arugula), 243 nucleotides long. Lineage: Eukaryota; Viridiplantae; Streptophyta; Magnoliopsida; Brassicales; Brassicaceae. The record is from the annotation of a GenBank genome assembly.